AUGUUUGGUAGGUUUCGGAUUAGGCGGAUAAAGACCAAGCCUUGGAUGGCUACUGCAGCCGCUUUUGUCUUUAACAUGUGUUUUGGUUGCAUAAACGCCUUUGGAAAUCUGAGUGUCUACGUUACAUCUUACCUAAGGUGUAUGGGAGGAAAGGAACAGUUGAACUUUCGGUAUAAUGAUACACAUAAGAUUUUUUGUUUCGAAGUUGUUGCUGUUGCCUCAUCUGUUUGCCUCUCUGGCUGGGUGCAGGCGAAUCUUGGUAUUAAACGAUGUUCAAUACUAUCUGGUAUAUUGUUAGGACUAUCUUAUAUACUAGCCGGUCUGUUUUGUCAUUCAUAUUUUGCUCUAGUGCUAUUUCUUGGAAUCCUAUUUGGCUUGGCCGAAGGACUAGCCUUCUCCUGCCCAUUGGCAUCCACCUUUAAGCAUUAUCGUUGCAAUAGGGGGUUGGUUUCAGGGAUCGUAAUGGCCGGUACGGCCAUUAGCCCAUUGAUUUUUGGUAAUAUCCAAACAUUCUUAAUCAAUCCAGAUAGGAAGUGGCCUACACAAGGUGAAAAAAAAAAUUCACUCGAACUUUAUUUCAGUGAUCAUGCGUUACUAAUUAGAGUUCCAAAUGCAUUAAUAUUACUUGGGAUUAUUUACGGAUUUUUUACAAUUACUAGCGCCUAUAUCUUCACCAGCAAAACACAUCGUUCGUAUAAACCUAAAAAAUAUAAUGUUGAAAUGUCAGAAUCUGAAUCUUCGAUCUCUUCUGAAGAUGAAAUUAGUGUAUACAGUGGUGCAGUUGAAAAAAAUGAAUUACUGGGUCAAUAUCGCUUGAAAGGUUUAAGCCAAUUGGUCAUGACUGAACAAUUCUCCUUCUACUGGAUAAUCAUGAUUUUUGUGCACAUAUUUGUUAAUUACUUUGCCAUGUUUUGGAAGAUACUUAUUUUGUCCAAAUUUCCUGCUUCAAAUGACUUCGACAUAUCGCUCUAUGGAAAUAUAAUUAAUUCAUUGUCUAAUAGCCUCGGUAGGGUCUUUUUUGGAUUAAUUGGAGAUUGCUAUGGCCUUAGAAUUGUAAUUAUCUCAACAUGUAUUUCAGCUUACAUGUCUAUAUAUUUGUAUAUAGAAGUUAAAAGCGUAUGGGCAUCGCUCAUUUGCACCGGGUUGGUAUUCUUCUGCAUAGGCGGCGCAUUCAUUUGUUUUGCACUGAUCGCAAUAUCAUUGUAUGAUGAAAGGGAUUUUAGCGAUAAUGUCAGUGCAUUGUACACCAGUAGGAUGGUUUCCGCCAUUGCUACUUUUUUUCUGGUACACAUGAGAUCGCAUAGGGGACAUACCCGAUUGUGCAAAGAUAUAAUGGUUACGUUGGCCAUAGCAAUUACCGGCUGCUACAUUGUGAAGCCAGAUGUGUAUAAGAGGAGGAAAAUUGAGUAA
Messenger RNA from Babesia microti strain RI, 1410 nucleotides. RefSeq names its product monocarboxylate transporter, putative. NCBI's taxonomy places the organism in Eukaryota, Apicomplexa, Aconoidasida, Piroplasmida, Babesiidae. Gene Ontology annotation, molecular function: transmembrane transporter activity. The transcript has 4 exons. The record is from RefSeq and is a predicted model, not a curated record. Gene Ontology annotation, biological process: transmembrane transport. The coding region runs from base 1 to 1410 and encodes 469 amino acids.